AUGGCCAAGAGUAAAGGGACCCACCACCGCCGCAAGCCCGCUGUUGAUCGAGCCGUUAUCCACUCCAACAGUAAGUGCUUGCAUGAACUGUACGCCCAUGCUGACAUCAACCAUAUUCGUAACACAAUCCGCAUGUUGCGUUUGCCUUUUGACGUUAACCAGAUCCAGGAGGUUCAAUGCCAAGUCUGCCAAAUUCAUGGGAAGACUCCACUACACCCCACCUUCGACUAUUCGGUUACGAAGCCGAUGCAGGAGGUACUUGUUGAUGUGGCUGAAAUUGAAGGGGUAUCGAUGUCCGACUCAAAAAGCGGAUUUCUUGUGAAGUGUGUGUUUUUCUACGACAUGGCUUCGGGAUUUUAUUACAUGCAACAAAUUGAAAGUGGCUAUGACAUUCUUCUUGUAAUUCAUAAUUUUGUGAAACUAGCCCAGAACCAGGAAGAUUAUGAGCUAACAUUCGUCAAGACUCCCGAAGUUGCAGAAGAAUUGACGUUUACCCGCAGAAAGGUCCAACAUUGGAUCGAGACUAACCAUAUGACUUGGUUCCCAGAAAUCCGUAAAAACGCUCGCUAUGGGUAUCUUGAUGACCAUCAAUUCGACCAUUUAUGUUGGAUAGAGGCUGCGCAGAGGGCAGUCAAAGUACGUACAGGCAUUGAAGCGGGUUCCCGGCUUCACCGAAUCAUCGUUGAUACCAGCGAAAAGCUCCUUCAAACGCUGGGACUUCCCCAUCGUUAUGCCUUGUUCGCCGCCAAGCAUUAUGUUUUCACACACAACCUGAUGGCCGAUAAUCGGCCCGGAUUUAACAGCGACAUGCUGCCUUCGACGUUGUUCUCUGGUAAGACGAACGAGGUUGAGCGAAUCAGCCCGUUUGGCUGCUUCAUGCGGUUUCUGGAUGCCUCUGGACCGACGCGCCUGGGCCUUUUAUUGGGUUAUGGUUCCGGAAGAUCGCUUAUAGUGGUCGACUACUACACUCAGGAGAUCAUUACCAUCUGUGAGAAUGGCAGAUUUAUUGUUCAUUAA
This is a messenger RNA of Diutina rugosa, 1017 nucleotides long. RefSeq lists its product as uncharacterized. Bases 1 to 1017 code for a protein of 338 amino acids. Lineage: Eukaryota; Fungi; Ascomycota; Pichiomycetes; Serinales; Debaryomycetaceae. The record is from RefSeq and is a predicted model, not a curated record. The transcript has a single exon.